This is a messenger RNA of Epinephelus moara (kelp grouper), 1227 nucleotides long. RefSeq names its product synapse differentiation-inducing gene protein 1. Gene Ontology annotation, biological process: positive regulation of synapse assembly; synaptic vesicle clustering. The transcript is spliced from 5 exons. The annotation marks the transcript as partial. The record is from RefSeq and is a predicted model, not a curated record. NCBI's taxonomy places the organism in Eukaryota, Metazoa, Chordata, Actinopteri, Perciformes, Serranidae. Gene Ontology annotation, cellular component: excitatory synapse; postsynaptic density membrane; synaptic vesicle membrane.
ACUGGAGGUGGAGGAGAAGGAGGAGCUGGAGGUGGAGGUCAUGGAGGAGGAGGUGGAGGAGGAGGAGCUGGAGGUGGAGGAGAACGAGAAGGUGGAGCUGGAGGUCGUGGAGGAGGAGAAGACACCUGCAGACAAAAUGGCCUCAUCAACACCCACAGACUGGGGGCGGAGCCUCGGGAGGCGCUGCUGUUGGUGUACUCAGCUCCUCAGUAUCAGGGUCAUGUGGUGGUGAACACUCCGCAGGAGAGGAGCAGCGCAGGAGGGAGAGGGGGAGGAGGCGGUGGGGCUCCUCCUCAGCUCCUCAACCCCAGCGCUCUCCUCCCCCACCAGACGCUGUCGGACCCCCGCCUCAGGCCCGCCCCCGGCCUCCUCCUGUGUCCAGAGAGCGUUCUGCGGGCGUGGGGAGAGGCGGGAGGAGGAGACUGCUGCGAGACCACCUUUAUCGAGGGGCUCGGCCCCGACGCCUCCUCCUCAGCUGCUGCUGCCUCCUCCUCCAUGAAGGAGGCGCUGCUGUUCGCUGACAGGAAGUUUCUGGACUUCUCUGGAGAGGACGCAAAGAUUCACACGCUGUCGUACGACAUCGACGAUGAUGAUGAGUUCCAGGAGCUCGAGAGUGAUUAUUCCAGCGAAUCAGAGAGUGAGGAUGCCUUCCUGUUGAUGCCUCCCAGAGAUCACCUGGGCCUCAGUGUCUUCUCCAUGCUCUGCUGCUUCUGGCCGCUCGGCAUCGCCGCCUUCUACCUGUCACACGAGACCAACAAGGCGGUGUCUAAAGGAGACUUCCACCUGGCGAGUUCCAGUUCGAGGCGGGCUCUCUUCCUGGCUGUGCUGUCCAUCACCAUCGGGACAGGUAUCUACGUGGGCGUGGCUGUGGCACUCAUCGCCUACCUCUCCAAGAACCACCACUGGUCGGCCUGCGACAACGAGCCGGAGGACAACUUCCUGUUUGCAGAUGCAGAGACGCUUGUGUUUCUACACGGUGACGUCUGGAUGAAGCUCAACGGGUCGACUGUUUGUCGGGUGUUUUCCAGGACUGGAACCUGAAACCUUUAAACCAAUCAGACGGCAGGAUCUUUGACCAACCAAGACGCCGCAAACACAGUUUGUUUGUCAAUCUCAGAUCCAGCUUGAGUCGACGGAUGUUUCCUGUGACUUUUUUCUUUUCAUUCAGAUUUUGAUGUGAUUUUAACUUUAAACAGAUAAAAAUAUUUCACAGCUUCAUGUUUUUAU